CUCUUUCCUGCCUAUAUGUUUGACAUAUUUGAAUUUUCUAUUUUAUGCUCUCAUGGGCUAUGGGCGUAAGAAGAGUUGAAUAGAGCCAUGACUUCUGAUACUGUUGAUAGUAACAGCACCCCAACUGUCAUUGCCCUCCUCUUCAUAUGGGUCAUACUUGUUCUGGCUUUGGUGUACUUAUAUAAGAGACUAAAUGCUAACACAAACGGACAGUACACCGUCCAACGCGUAGUAUUCGCCGAAGGUGGAUUGCGUGACCGAUUGAGACAAGGAGUUGGGUCUGUGGAAAAUAGAUUUGGUGUACACAUUUGGCCUCAACCCCAUGAUGAAGAGGAGAAGGUCAUUACAGGUGAUGACGGAAGGGAUGAGGAGGAGGAGGAUGAUAAUGACAAACAGAAUGAAAGUCAUGCCAAUGAGGAUGAAGAACAGGAAGAUGAUGAUGUCAAAGAUGAUACUUCGGAUGACUAUUCAAGCAUUGACCUGAGGGAGAACAUGAACCUGAGGAAAGAGGAUAAGAAAAGUGAUGCAGAGGAAGUGGAGGAGAAGGAGAAGAAAAAUGAGGCAGCAGCAGGAGAGGAGGAUAAACAGGGUGAAGAGCAGAAGAACGAGGAGAAAGUUGGGUUGCUUGUAGACCUCAAGCCAUUUUCAGGUAGUGCUAUUUGGUCUGAGGAGAACAAAGAUGGGGGAAAUGACAUGACUGCCUUAUGAAAAGCACAGAGAUGUGCAAAGACAUGGGCUUAGAAAUGAAUAAACCAAAAAACAUUUGCCUUUGCCCAGUGGGUUCAAGUGUUACAAAAAAAUGUUGUAUGUAAGAGUGCACGAUUCCACACCUUUUUUGUUAUUUUUUGUAAACUGUAAGGCUUUUUAUCUUCCUUUCCUUUUCUGCAAAUGCUAUGUAAAAAAAGAAA
This is a messenger RNA of Xyrauchen texanus (razorback sucker), 908 nucleotides long. Its product is annotated as prostatic spermine-binding protein-like. Gene Ontology annotation, cellular component: plasma membrane. The record is from RefSeq and is a predicted model, not a curated record. The coding region runs from base 88 to 708 and encodes 206 amino acids. The transcript has 2 exons. Lineage: Eukaryota; Metazoa; Chordata; Actinopteri; Cypriniformes; Catostomidae.